Molecule: messenger RNA, 852 nt
Organism: Suillus paluster
Lineage: Eukaryota; Fungi; Basidiomycota; Agaricomycetes; Boletales; Suillaceae
Exons: 2
Coding region: 265-762 (165 amino acids)
Source: RefSeq, a predicted model, not a curated record
GUGAAGACCCGGAUCCUCUGAUUGAUCGUUUUCCUUUAUUGGUUCGUUCUGUUGAAGGUCCUGCGUUGAGGCGGCGACGUUUGAAGGGGCUGGUUGGCAUGGCUGCAGGCGGUGAGAGUACAAUGAGUUCUCGUAAAAUGGAAUUAAAAACGUCGCGCUUCGAUUUGUUGAUGCGAUGAUGGCAAAAUGCCAUGUGAACCUCCACAAGUGCACCUUUGAGUUUUGAUUCGUAUUGAAGGGGUGGGAUCAGAACGUGGUUCUCGUAUGCAUGUCAUGGUGACUUUCAACGUGGAAACUGACCUAGACAUCGCCAACGGUUCUCGAGGCGAAAUAACGAAAAUCGUUCUUGAUGAACGUGAAACAGAUUUCUCGCCGACAGCUGCAAUCGUGGAACUGACAUAUCCACCAGCAUAUGUUCUUAUUAAGCUGAACCGUACGAAAGCGGUUCAGCUUGAAGGUCUGGAGAAGAACAUAAUACCGUUAGUUCCAAUGGAGCGCACGUUUACCGUUAUCCACGGAAAUCACCCGAAAUCCAUAAGAAGACGGCAGCUGCCUCUCACACCAGCAUACUCGUUCACGGACUAUCGGUCACAAGGUCAGACCAUCAAUAACGCCAUUAUAGACAUUGCGACACCACCUACCGCGGGGCUUACUCCAUUCAAUGUCUAUGUCGCACUAUCGCGAGCUCGUGGCCGAGACGGAGUUCGGUUGUUGAGAGAUUUUGACGAGAACUUGCUGAUGACACAUCCUUGUGCGAGUUAAGGUGUAUACUGUAUGACAAGUGGGCGCUGCGAGUUUUGGUCCACGUUUCGCGAUGGUGGCACAGAAGGCAAAGAGACUACGAUCAUGGCA